Molecule: messenger RNA, 734 nt
Organism: Selaginella moellendorffii
Lineage: Eukaryota; Viridiplantae; Streptophyta; Lycopodiopsida; Selaginellales; Selaginellaceae
Product: GTP-binding protein SAR1A
Exons: 3
Coding region: 90-665 (191 amino acids)
Biological process (GO): intracellular protein transport; membrane organization; endoplasmic reticulum to Golgi vesicle-mediated transport
Cellular component (GO): endoplasmic reticulum exit site; COPII vesicle coat
Molecular function (GO): GTP binding; GTPase activity
Source: RefSeq, a predicted model, not a curated record
CCUUGCAAGAAAAGGAAAAGGUCCCCAAAUAACUUGCCAAAUAUUUAGGGUUCUAAGUUAAGGUAGGAGGAGGAAAGGAGGAAAGGAGGAUGUUUCUAGUGGAUUGGUUCUAUGGCGUCUUAGCGAGCCUAGGGCUGUGGCAGAAGGAGGGCAAGAUCUUGUUCCUAGGGCUCGACAACGCCGGCAAGACGACGCUGCUACACAUGCUCAAGGACGAGAGACUCGUCCAGCACCAGCCGACGCAGUACCCGACCUCGGAGGAGCUGAGCAUAGGCAAGAUCAAGUUCAAAGCGUUUGAUCUGGGCGGUCACCAGAUCGCUCGUCGCGUCUGGAAGGACUACUACGCCAAGGUUGAUGGCAUCGUCUACUUAGUGGACGACGCUGACAAGGAGAGAUUUCCCGAGGCAAAGAAGGAGCUCGACGCUCUCCUCGCGGACGAUUCUCUCUCGCAGGUCCCUUUCCUGGUCCUGGGAAACAAGAUCGACAUUCCUUACGCAGCGUCCGAGGAGGAGCUCCGCUGGUUCUUGGGUCUAAGCCACACCACUGGCAAAGGCAAGGCGGACCUCAACAGUAACGUCCGCCCCAUCGAGGUCUUCAUGUGUAGCAUCGUCCGGAAGAUGGGUUAUGGCGAAGGCUUCAGGUGGCUGUCUCAGUACAUCAAGUGAGAGCUGCCUGGUUUGUAAGUCUCGAUCGCUCGACUUUAUACAUUUGAUCUCAUCUUCCUCUUUAUCGUU